Messenger RNA from Triticum urartu, 2910 nucleotides. RefSeq lists its product as uncharacterized. Gene Ontology annotation, molecular function: protein binding. Lineage: Eukaryota; Viridiplantae; Streptophyta; Magnoliopsida; Poales; Poaceae. The record is from RefSeq and is a predicted model, not a curated record.
GGACCUGCGCUUGACUCACCGCACACCACCCCGCACCGCACGACCUGCGUGAGCAAGGAGGGCGAGAUGGCGACGGCCAGCUUCCCCGGCUCGCCGGAGGCGGCGGCGGCGGUGCUGGAGAACGACGACCUGGUCUCCGAGAUCCUCCUCCGCCUCCCCCCGCAGCCGUCCUCCCUCCCGCGCGCCUCCCGCGUCUGCAGGCGCUGGCGCCGCCUCCUCUCCGACCCCGCCUUCCGCCGCCGCUUCCGCAUUCACCACCGCCGCGGCACCCCUCCGCUCCUCGGCCUCUUCGGCUCGAGCCGGGGCGUCAUCACCUUCCACCCUGCCCUGGUCGCCCCCGACCACCUCCCCAUCGGCCACUUCUCCCUCGAGCUCAACGACGACUACAUGACCCUCGGAUGGCGCCACGGCCUCGCGCUCUUCUACCUCCCGGACCCGCGCCAGGUCGUCGUCUGGGACCCCCUCGCCGGCGCCCAGCACCGCCUCGACAUUCCCGAGGGGUUCGUGUUCGACCCGUCGGAGGACCCAGUCAACGGGGCGGUGCUUCGCGCCGCCGGAGACAUCGACCACUUCCAGGUGGUCCUGGUAACCAGCGACGGGGGACGACCAGCACUUGCCUGCGUUUACUCGUCGGAGACUGGGUUAUGGGGUGAUUUCAUCUCCGCGCAGCUCCAAUCCGCGACCAUGGUCCAUUGGGGCGAGCCCUCUGUGCUGGCUGGGGGUUGCAUUUACUGGUUGAUUUCUGUGACGAGUAUCCUCGAGUUUGAUUUGGAUGCGCAGAGCCUAGCUGUGAUAUUGGUGCCACCGGACAUGCUUACCGGCACCAGUCACCAGUCCACGGUUAUGCGAGCACAGGGUGGUGGGAUGGGUUUCCUCCACGUGGCAGACUUCACUGCCCAAUUAUGGAGGAGGGAGACAGACGACUGUGAUGGUUCAUGGAUGCUUGGAGCAACUGUUGAAUUGAACAGGUUACUUCCCCCUGGUUCAGAUAACGAAGCCCUGCGUAUGAUAGGUUAUGCCGAGGAAAACAAUGUGGCGUUCUUCUGGACAGUUGUUGGUGUCUUCAUGUUCAACCUUCAGUCAUUGGAGCCCACGAGACUUUCUGGGAUCGGCAUCUCUGGUUAUGGUUAUCAUCCAUUCGAAACCGUCUAUACUCCAGGCAUUGGUGGUGGACAAGCAUUGAACAAGAGGCGCUCAUGGUGGAAACGAUGGAGACAGCACAUAAGAGGAUUAUUCAGUUGCGCUCGUGGUGGAAACGAUGGAGACAACACAUAAGAGGAUUAUUCUGUUAGAUGUAUUGGUCGAGCAAGGUUGGCGGCAUGAUGCUUCGUGUGCGAUAACCACUUCGUAUCUGGUGAAAUCUCAUUUGGUCGCGUUACUACAUAAAUAUGGUUGCCAGACAUAUUGCUGUGCCUAUGGAAGUGAUAGACGUAUUACACGAACAUGUGUGUUCUUAUGACACUGCUCGUCAGGUUUUUCCUAUGUACUGUAUCUGGAGGAUAGGUUGAAUUGCGAAUGUGUAUGCGGAUAUCUGUGGACGGCAGAGGGAAUGUAUCAUGAUGUCUUUUCGGGAGGGGAAUACGGUGAUUAGUUACUGGUAAGCAAGGACUAAAUUCCUUUGCCCAUGGUUUUACCUGCCCCGCAUGGCGACAUGCGCGGCAGCACAGCUUCGCCCUCCCUGCGCCGAUUGCGUGUUGUAUCAGGCCAGGAGAUUUUAAUUUGGCGCCGGGUAUCUGCUUAUAUAUGUUCCGAGCUCAGUAUAUAGAAAUCGCAGUAGUUUUGAUGUCUGAAUUGCAUCAAUAGUCUCACCUAGGAAUUCCGAAGAAGCUCCUCCACCGUGUCCAGCUCGGACCCCCGGCGCUUCUCCAUUGUCUGCUUCUCUCUGAAGAAGGAAGAAGCAGAGGAUGUGGGAGCGUCCUCCGUGCCAAGUUCAGAAUCGGGCAUCCCUCCAUUGUGUGCUUCCGAAGAAGCAGGCAUCUCUCUCUUUCUCUCUGAUGAAGAAGAAAGAAGAAGAAUCCGAGGAUGUGGAAACACCUUCCGUGUCAAACUCAACAAAGCCAGGCAAUGCUCCAUUGUGUGCUUCAGAAACCGAUAGUAGCUCUCUGAAGAAAGAAGAGACCACCAAUAUAUUUGUUUGAUGCAUUCUCUGUGUCCAGCUUAACAGACCCUGCAACUUCUGCAUUGUUUGCUUCAGAAACAGAUAGCAGUUCGCCGGAGACGGAAAGCAUUCGACGACUCCACCGGAGCAUCCUCCGCCGCAAGCUCGGUCCUUGGCAGCCACCACUACAGCUUGUGCUUCAGAAACAGAUAUGAGCCCUUGAAGAGAGAAACUGUCAAUGUACUAUCUGACCCUGAGAGUGAAGUUUUAGCUUCAGCUUCAGCUCCAACUCCUCAAGCGGCAUCAACAGCAGCCUCGCCGUCACUCCAGCAAUGGAUGGCCGACAUCCUGCAGAGGCCCGCCGCAUGACAAUGUAAAGGUUAAAUAAAUAUUGAUGUCGCUAAUGCAGGGGCAGCCAAAGCUUUGGUUCUCCGAAAUGGCUUGGUGUUGGCGGAUCAUAUGAGCUGCACUGCAGUAAGGUUGAGGUUGAGUCCGACUGUCAACCAGUAAUAAUUGAAGCGAUCUCAGUACUUUGGUGCUGACGCUGUGGUUGAUGCUGAAUGUCUGCAACUAGCGGUGAAUUUUCGCAAAUAAUCUUCCUUCUAUUUAUGUAAUCGUAGUGCUAAUCAUGUCACUGAUACACAAGCAAAGGCUACUUUCAGUUCUAGAACAUCAGCUUAUUGGGAUUCAGAUCCCCAGACUUCAUUUCAUCACAACUUGUAAAUGUUAUUGCUAUUAUAUGAUGAAUAGAGUCCUAUAUGUUGUACAACAUUAUUUAUUUACUACUAUCGAGAAAGACCACGGAUUGACUA